This is a messenger RNA of Pocillopora meandrina, 7326 nucleotides long. Lineage: Eukaryota; Metazoa; Cnidaria; Anthozoa; Scleractinia; Pocilloporidae. The record is from the annotation of a GenBank genome assembly.
AUGAACCUGAAGAAGAUUGUCCCACAUCACCUGGUCAAGGUGCGAAGGUGUCAGGCCCCUCCAUCAAGGUGGACGAAACGUGCUCUGAAGGCCUUUUUUAAGGAUAUGUUUGGCGAUGUAACAGGGAACCUCAUCGGUGCGCUGACCGGUGCUAAGUUUGGUAGAAAGUACCAAACAUUCUUCGGCUGGUUUACGAAGUAUUUUAAGAAGUUUUUCCCAACUUCUCGACCCACUUUAGCUUUAAAGGAUAGGCCAGAGAGCAAGAAGGAAUGAUCACCAAAAGAGUGAAAAGAGGUAAACCGUGUGCCAUUGAGAAUAUCAACCACUUAGACUUUGAACAUAUAAUCUAUCAAAGAGAAUGAACUUUGUAUACUUAAAAGGUUCAUGCCAUAUUUCUGAAAACAAAUGCACUGUAGAAAAAAGGGUCGGAUAGGUUGCAUGUUAUAUGUAGGAUCGUUAGAGGUCCAAGCGUUUUUUUGUUACAAGAUAAGCCGAGUUUCAAGCAUCUGCAUAUAAAGUUGCUGAGUAAAAUGAAGCUAUUUGAUUCAGAUUUAGAAGACCGAUUCAUUAAACUUUGGAAAAUGUCAUUUGUGAUUUGUCUUUAAUUAGUGUUAUCAGUAACACCAUCAAAAGGAAAGGACUAUAGAGUUUUUGUCUCCGUGCCUGAAUUUUAAUGGGAAAGUGAAAGUAUUCACCAGGUGUUUGUGAACUUUGAUAGGAGAAAGCCUUGUCCGAGUACUUCGUUGUUUAAUUUCCUCAUUAUGCAGUUCUGAAGAGCAAACAAGGCCCGAUUGAAUCUGUUUAUUCUAUGUGCCUACUUGUGCCUGUUUCCUAUCAAGCUUCUAUCUUCUAUGAGACCGGCCAUUAUUUAUCGCCUGGGGGGUGGGAGGACAGAAGGAUUUUCGUUGUGUCAUGAUAGAAUUUAUCUGAUCCCCCUUCAAAGGCUUUGUAGGGUUCUAAUGAAUCCACUCAUUGAUAGGCAAUUUUCUAUGGUCCCUUCUUUAAGGAAAGACUGAUACCCCCUUUGUGUUCCUCAUAAAAUCCUCCCACUCUCCCCCUCUUAUUUAAACUAGAGUCAAACCGCAUCUUUAAUGGUCGUAUACCACCUGACCUUUUGAAACGUUUGACACAAACCCGCUGUAUAUCCACAAUCGCGCAGGAUUUCUCGUCUUUCAUGAUUGUGUAUGAUGACAGUCGUGUAGGAUUUUUUUUUUCAUAUCUUUCAUAUGUCCACAAUCGUGUAGGAUUUCUCGUCUUUCAUAUCGGUCCUUAACCGCAAUCACGUGGGAUUUCUUGUCUUUCAUGUUCACGAUCGUGUAGGAUUUUUUUUUUUUGAUAUCGUUUCCUUGAUGUAUGGUUUUAGCCGCCUAUUAACCUGACGGCGGGGGCAAUACAAUGGAAGGCGGAAGUCGGGAGGCAGAGGAACACAAAAUACAGGAGACGAGAGAACGUAGUACGUGAGUGGGAGGCUGUGACCAACUCUCAGUCCCUCCCCCGCUAGACACUAAUUCUAAGCUGCAUCAAAUUUAAUCAAGUAUGCAAUCAAGGUGUUUACGCAUCUGUUGAACUGAAAGCUUGAUGUAUAGUUUUAGCUGCCUAUUAAACCUGAAGGCGGGGGUAAUACAAUGGAGGGCGGGAGUCGGGAGGCAGAGGAACACAAAAGUACGGGAGUAGAACGUAGUACAAAAAGUGGGAGGCCGUGGCCAACUCCCAGUCUUUUCCCCCCUUCUCCUUUCUCCUUCCCCCCGCUAGACGCUAAUUCUAAGCUGCAACGAAUUCAACCAUGCAUGCAAUUAAGGCGUCAACGCAUCUGUUGAACUGAAAGCUUCAGUCACUUCGUGUUGGACACAGCAUUUUCAAAACGGUAAAUGAUCGAAUAACGUGAUCAUUUUCGUACAAUCGGCGUCAAAUCAGUGUAGAAUCAGUAGUAUUUUCGUAUACCAUUUCAAAGUCAGAUAACAAAGCCCGAACGCCGACUGGCAUGACAAUCCUUUCCAAGUAUCACUCAGUUUAACCACAACCAGUGUUUUAUUGAAGAAAGAACCGAAGACUAGUUUUACAAUACUGAAAGUACUACACACUGCAACUAGCAGGAUAUUUACCUCCACUCUUUUAUAUUCCGGCGGACGACGUUGAAGACUUAUAUUCGAAUAACAGCGAUUGAAACCACGGCAUAAAUGAAAUCUUAGAUAAAUUACACAUCCUUAGAAGUAUAAUCACGUACGAAAAGCUAAUACAAUCGGCAGAGGGCUCCGGUACGACUGGCAAGAUAAAACAGCCCACGGAAGAUUUCGUAGCAGACAACUGUGCAACUGUGUAGUCAACCCUCCAGGGUAAACCUAUCACUUGAUCCCUAACCGACGCGCUAAUGAUAUACACAAAGCAUGCCUAUCAAGCUGUAAACUACAUACAAUUCGAGUAUUUGAUUGCAUGCUUCACUUAAAUGCAGUGAACACGCUCAACGGAAAUGUUAAUAGUGGAUAUGAAUCUCUUUUGAAAUGCCAUACUUGGUACGAUUUCCGAGAAUAAGCGCAUGUUGAUCUUUCGUGGAAUACUAAUUUUGUUUCCACUGGCUUUGAUUCUGCAAUGACCUUGCACUAUACUUAUGUCGUAAAGCUACGGAAAACCCUCUUUGACAAAGGUAGGCCUUCUUAUCAACGCGGGUUUAGUGAACGAAAAUGUUUCAGUACUUGCUCAAAUUUAUAAACUGCUACUAUGAUAGUCGAGGCAGAAAGUACACGAAAAUUCGAUCAGUACUCACGCACCGUGAAAUAUAAUCAAAUUACUCUGAGAUAAUAUUCAUAGUCGAACUGAAGGGUAGAAGCUUUGAGUGACGUGAAUCGUUCAAUCUUUAUAUACGACGAAUUACUUCGAUCGGGUCUCCUGUUGUCACUUUUCGAGCUUCAGAUUUUGCAGACCAAAUUAUUCAGUAUGGCGAAAUUAUUCUCUUUGAGACACAAGGUCAAGCUGGCUUGAAGCCAUGAAUAUCACAUAAACAAAUAGCAAAACAAUAAAGCCAUUUGAUAAAGAAGACCGAUUUAUUAAACUUUGAACAAUGUCAUUCGUGAUUUGUCUUUAAUUUGUGUUAUCAAUAACAGCCAUAACGCCAUCAGAAGAAAAUGAUUAUAGAGUUUUUGUUUCCGUACCUGAAUGUUACGAGAAAAGAUGGACAAGAGUAUUUACCAAGCGUUUGUGAACUUUAAUGGGAGGAAGCCUUCUCCGAGUCCUUUGUUGUUUAAUCACCUCAUUAUACAGUUCUGAAGAGCAAACAAAGCCCGCUUGAAUCUAUAUAUUCUCUGUGCCUACUUGUGCCUGUUUCCCAUCAAGCUUCUAGCUUCUAGAAAAUUAUUUAUCGCUGGGGGACUGGGGGGAAGGGAGGAUUUUGGUUGUGUCAUAAUAAAAUUUUCCUGAUUUUAUCCCCCCUCCCCAUAGGCUCUGUAGGGUUCUAAUGAACCCCCUCGUCAACAGGCAAUUGUCUAUAGUCCCCUUCAUAGUUUUCAAGGAAAGACUGAUACCCCCUCCGUUCCCUCUUAAAAGUUUGUGUUCCUCCUAAAAUCCUCCCACUCCUCCCCCCCCCUCCCUCCUCUUACUUCAACUGGAGUCAAACCAUACCUUCCACGGUCUUUACAUGUACUAAAAAUAAGCAAAAAACAAACAAACAACAAGUUUAGCAUGAGAUAAAAGAGACAUGUAUUAAAGUUCGUUGUACUUUGGCUGCUCUAACAGUUCUUAGCAUGAUCUUUGACCGGAAGAAUUACAUACCUUUGGGUUGGGAUGACCUUAUAAUAGAACUUGACGUAUGAAUUUGUCAAGUCUCCCGGGUGAUUUUGUUAUCACUGACUCACACUUAUGGCACACGUGAGACAUUGAAUGCGUACAACGUGAUAUAAUCAAGACAUAAGUACAAGAAAGUGACUGCAAGUAGCGCUCACGAGAGCAUUUAAUGUUUUCAGUGUUCAUUUUCUCUUAGCCUUUUGCCGGAAUAUUUGCUGUUAUCCUUUGCCCCACAACAACUCUUAUAGAAACUAAAGCCGAUACGAAAAGCAAAGCCUUGUUGAGGCAAGAUGGAAUAGAAAAUUACUUUUCCUUAUAGACCAUGAUGAUAGAAUCGUCAUUUUUGUAUCCAUCCCUACAAUGACCAUAGUACUAUUAAUUGUCUCCAAAACUUGCUGAAAAACUGUUUAUCGAGUCAAAAAAUACCAUAGGACAAAAAGAAAGAAAAUAGAAGAUGCAGUGCAAUGAUUGUGCAAGCGUCAAAUUCAAUCACAACAGUUAUGCCUUCCCAGACCUCUUUCCCGUUCUUCGCCUUCGAAUUGUUUUGUCAACUGCUGACCGCGUUAACUGCGGAGCCUGUGUAUUAGUUUCUCGUGUUACGAAUUAUAAUGCACCGCUUCGCUAAGGUAACUCACACAGCCCUCUUCGAGACCGUCUGAGAUACCAGUGGGGUUGUCAAACAUCUUCACGAAAAAGACUUUGAGACUGAAACCCGCAAAUACGAGAAUAAACGAGAAUUUGCAUUAUCUUUCAAGGUAAGUUACUUGAAUUAAUUUAUUUGAGCAACUGAUUUGCCGAUCAACAUCUAAUAGAACAGUACAUCACAAGCAUUCAGCGUGGCUAAAGAAAUUCUGCAAAGAUAAGCUAUGCAACGCGUCACGAGAGUCUCACAAGCAAAUGCCGUCUGUCGUGUAUUCUUUAGUGUCCCUCAAUACAUCGAAAAAUUCGGUUUAUAUUUGUUCAGGUCUUCACUAGUUGUCGCCGUUUCGAAUUAAACAACACUAGUUAAAAUAGCAGCUUUAUUAGAAUACGAUACGCGAUCCACGCUUGAAGAAGUUCGAGCCGAUUUUGCAGGCCAAAAUGGAGUAAUAUAUUGUUAUCGAUAUCAGUAACACGAACUACUUUCGCUCGUCACCAAAAAAAAAAUAAUUUUUAACGGGGUUUGGACAGUUUUAAACUUAUUCCGAGACAUUUUUCGACGAAUCUUUGUGAGAUAAUUUGUUGUAAGAUGUUUGUUCUUUUUCCAAGAAUCCUCGCGUCUUUUCUCGAUACCAGCGUUGUUUAAUAAACGACUGACUGAUAAGUUUGUCAACAAAAGGCAAAAGAUGACCAAAAUAUUGACCAAAACUCAGCUUCUUAUGGUCACAAAAAUAGCCUUUUGUAUAAUUUAAAAAAAAAACUAGGUCAAAUAGCCUGUUCGUACAAUUUAAAAGAAGAACUAAGAGUACUUUAAAAAGCGAAGUAAGAUUCCAAGAACCUCGCGUCUCUUUCUCGAUGACCGCGUUGUUUGAUAACGACUGACAAAAAUAAGGUUAAUAACAAUAUCCCACAGAUUAUCAAAAUAGUUAACAGUACUUGGCUUAUUGGGUCACAGAAACUUUUUCUUGUUUGUACAAUUUGAUAGAAAAUCCAAGAGCACUCUUAAAGCGAACUGAGCUUCCAAGAAUGCUCGCUUCCCGGCUUCUCUCGAGAACAGCCUUACACGAUUUCACAACUGAUAGAUAUGGUUACCAGGCCAACAGAUUACCAAAAUACUGACUAACAGUCAACAUCUCGAGUCAGAAAAAUGGCCUAUUUGAAUAAUUUGAAAGAAAAACCAAACGCAUACUUAAAAAAAGUAAAACUAAAUGGAGAACAAAAGCACUCUGAGUUUUGACGCCCGAAUUUGAUGAAAAACAAAUAUGUUUUAGAUCGAAGAGAAUAAAAUACAGGUUUAAGGAUUGAAUGCCUGAACUGAUCAAUGCGUUAAAGUGUCAAUACCACACCAAAUCGGAUAAGGUGAAUUGAGUGCAAGCAAAUUAAAUUUAAGAUUUAUCUAAUUUUUUCACGGCGGUGUAAAUUUUCUUGCAUUCUACUCUUCCGUUGGGUAGCACCUGACCGGUAGUCAGGCGACUGAUCCCUAAUGAAAAUAAAACAUCUGACUGUCAGAGUAUCAGCAGCCGAAUUUUGAUUUCUCGUUGUUAUCAACAACUAAGUACUUACAUCUUCAUAAAUGUCUCCAAAGUGUUUGAACAAAUCAACUCUUUAAAGGCUGUGACACGAAUGACGCACGUGUGAGCAAAAAUCACUUAAUUAUCCAAUUGAUGCCGGAUGCUUUCCGAAAAGUAUUUAUGUCGGCGACAUAAUCUUUUGGCUAAGGGAAACAAACAGCGUAUUAUUACUUUGACGAUGCUUACUAAAUAUUUCUUUCUACUUUUCUAUCCAUCAUGGUCUAGUCAAUCUACACAUAGUUUAUUUUCUUCUUCUUUACAUUUAUUUAGUAAAUAUCAUUUUAUUUCAGACUUUGUUAUCAAGAAUGGCACAGGAAGGGACCCCAGAGAAAAGUUCUGAUGCCUCGGCAACUGAAGUUAGUCAGAUUAUAUUUGGUGCAAAAAACUUGGAGUAUCAGAUCGAACAGUUUGUCAGUUCCGGUGGCCAGACUGUUAAUAUCCUCCUGAGUGGCAAGACAGGGGUUGGCAAGUCACAUCUGACAAAUGCGCUCAUUGGAGAAAACCUUGCAGCAGAAGGAUAUGACAUCGACCCACAAACUAAUGACGUAAGCUACUUUGAUAUUGACAGUUACUUAACCUUUUAGACUAUUAUGAGGUGCUUUCAUCAACGGGUUACUGUGCAUUACUUGUAUAAAGAAAAUGGAUAAUAUUUCGCGUCCUUUCGAGCAGCAUGUCUAAACUCUAUUUGUUCUCAUUUUCUUCGGAAAAUACCCAUCUUUGAUACUUGAAAUCAAGAAAGAAUUAUCGAAUGCCUCUACAGGUGUUAGGUUCAAAGUUACUCGAAAGGUAAGAAACAACUUCUUUCCAAUGUCUCUUAGACAGAAAGGUCUUUCCUAUGAAUAAAACUUUUUCAAGCAUUUAUUUCCCGCAACUGAGGUAACAUACCAAGACAUAUCAUAACGAAAUAACUGUUAGAGUUAAAUGUUGUAUUAAUUUCCAGUUUUAUGUCCUCCAGGUAACUGCUUACGAGGUUGUCAAAAACGGCGUAACUAUCACAGUGUUUGACACUCCAGGACUUGCAGACGCAACCGGCAAUGAUGAAGAAUAUCUGCGGAAAAUCAAGGAGAAAGUAACCCACUUCGACUUGUUUCUAUUCUGCACUGAGAUGACCAGUAAGCGAUUCCGCACCGACGACUUGGAAACGAUAAAGAAGCUUACAGAAGCCUUGGGGGAGAAACUUUGGGAUCAUGCUCUGGUGGUUUUAACCUUUGCUAACGAAGUCUCACUAUCUCCAACCAAGAAGACGGCUGACGCACCUGAAGUAACCGUUUUCAAUGACCGCUACUUAGCUUUCAAGAAAGCAAUAAAGAAACAUUUGGUUGCAAUCGGGUACCUGAGAUAA